Molecule: messenger RNA, 4446 nt
Organism: Diplodia corticola
Lineage: Eukaryota; Fungi; Ascomycota; Dothideomycetes; Botryosphaeriales; Botryosphaeriaceae
Product: microtubule-associated protein 4
Exons: 2
Coding region: 1-4446 (1481 amino acids)
Source: RefSeq, a predicted model, not a curated record
AUGGCUCCGCCCCCAGCGGUUGCAGAUGCACUAUGCUGCAACGCAAACACGGAUUCUCGCCCCAACUCUCCACAGCCAUUCCGCCGCCACCUGCAGCAUGUGAAGCCUGGCGGUGAUCGCACAACUCAGAGGCAGCCGCUCGAACAUCAAGCGCCCAGCAGCUCACACAAUACCGAUGAUCUCACGGAGUUGCAGCAAAUAUUUGCCGAAGCGGGCUCGAGGCCUGCCACAGCCGCCGAGAGAACGUUCGAUGAUGAUCAGAAUGACGAUAAGCCGAAGAAGAAUACGCUUUUGAAGCGCCUGACGCGGGAAUUGAGCAGGUCGAACCUCAGUCUGUCUAAUCUGAAGAAAGGAGCUGCAGCCAAAGAGAAGGCACAGAAAGAGCAACAGCCAGUCUCGUCCGGCAACAAGAAAGUCAAAAGCAAGAAGCCAAAGCCGAAAAGCAAGAUUGCCGGCGACGAUGUUGUCGAGAUGGACCCUUCCGAUACUGCGACACGAGAAAUCCUCCUUGAUCGCACGUAUGACUCCGAUGCCGCAAACUUGCCGGACAUCAAGGACAGUGUCGGCGAGCGGUUGCCGAAAGUGACGGAUCCCGAGAACGGUAAAGGAAAUGGGAAGAUAUCGCCUAUCAAGAACAAACGCAGCUCCGAUAGGAGAGGCGAAUUGAGCAGCAUUGACUGGGCUGGGAAGAGUGCCCGUGAUGAGCCGUACGGAUGGGGCGAACCAAGCAGCAGCGCACCCGCCCUGUCUGUCCACAUACCCAGAAGCCUCUCUGACUUAGGCGUGCUACCUUCAUGCAAUGUCAGUGUCGAAAGCCUGCCCCAGCUGUCCCAAGCCAGUGGUAGGAGCAGUCCCUGGAAAAAGUUCGCGGAGCAGCAUCUACGCAGACGCUCGAAGUCUGCAGAUAACCUGCGGCCUGUAACACCGGACCUCAAGGCUACAGAGCUGCCUAGCCUCACUUCAUCAUUCAACAGUAAAGGCUGGCGUCUAUCAGCAGACAGGAGUCCCGCACUCAAUCUUCCACUCAGCGAACCCAGGCACACGAUACACGAAGACAAGAAUCGGGAGGAAACGCAUGAUGAGACUAAGCUCAAUGAGACUCGACGCUUUGCCGACAAGGCCCCAUUUGCCUCGCCUCCAACCACGAGUAGCGGUACGGAUACCACCGACCGCACCGGCUCUGAAACCUUGCCAGAUGCGGAAUACGGCACUCUCAGCCUCAUCCCUGGCAACAACCGCCACGUCUCUGUCCAUGGCCCGCACAGCAAUCUGCCCGACCCCGAAAGCGUGAGCGUGCACCUGCACAACAUGCGAAUCUCCGAGCACUUGCGUUCCGACAGCACACUGUCGGGCAUCUCGCGCACGCCGACCGCCGAAGCCCAGCAAGACCAGAAGCCGCACCGACGCUCGGAAGCCAAGGACAGCGUCGCCAGCGGCGGCGAGCCAUGCAUGCCGCCGACUCUGCAUACGCAGCAGAGCGGCGGCACGGUGAGGCAGUCGCGGAAACUGCGCUGCUCGUCGUCGGGCUUCGCGAGCGAGCGCGUGCCCGACAGCUGGGGCAACGUCGUGUCGGCGACGCCGAGCAGCGUGUACGAGCCCAGCUCGGUGUACUCGACGCGCCAGAACAGCUUGACGAGCAGCAGCACCUGCACGCCUGUGGCGUCGCCGAAGGUGAAUUUCUCAGCCGCCCCUCACAGUGGCCAUGGGACUAUCGUCAGAAAGAGCGGGUACGAAGUCCUGAAUUUGGAUGACUUGGGACCGCUGAGGAUGGAGAGCGCGGAAGCCGACGAGAAAGGAAAGGCGAGUGUCAAGGAGAGCCCGGAACGGUUUUCGACCAUGCCGGGUGCCUUCCCGCCAUCGAGCUCGAUAAACCUGCUCAAAAGGGCGGACACGGGUUUGACGUUUAGGACUGCGAAUGAGAAGCCCGAGGCGAUCGAGAAGAUUCCUGGACCUACGGAGGGGAAGGGGAAACGGCCGGCAUACAAAUUGCAAGAUUCGUCAGACCAGACUACGACUGACGCAGGAGAAGAUACACUUCUGAAGUCGAACCAGCAGAGUUCUGAAGAGACAGCGGUAGGAGAAGAUGUACCUCUGAAGCAGAAUCAGCAGAGCUUUGAAGAGACGACCGAUAGCUCCUUGGACAUAACUCCUGUCACUGCGGUCGAGUCGCCCAUGUCGAGCGAGAAGACACCGAAAGCACAGCCUGUGUCGCCGGCUCCAGCGGCGCAGCUGAGCAGCGCCAAACACAAGAAGAAGCCGUCUAGCAUCAAGACGCCCAGUAUGAAGACGCCCAGCAAGAGGUUCUCGACUUUCUCGUUCUUCCGUAGCAAGACUUACUCGAAUCUGCGUCGUGCGUCGCACAGUCCUGCGCUGCGGCCCCGGAAGAUGUCGAGGUCUGAUGAGCAUCUGGCCCUUGAUGACUCUAAAGACAAAGCUGCCAAAGGAGCUCGUGGUUUUGAUCACCACACGGAUGGACCUUCUGACCUACGUACACCGAAGGAAUCCCACGAACAUCCACCUCGUCGAGAGCAACAUCAAUCUAUGAUGCCGGAAGCUGUCGAGGAACAUCGACCUGGCCGCCUUUCCCGUUCUUGGCUCAUUGGUGACGGUCGCAAAAGUCUCGGCCAGGAUGCAAUGUGGGAGAAAGCCCUGAAAAAGCACCGAGACGAGAAGAACGCGCUGUUUUUAUCGCCGGAGAAGGGGGGCAAAGUAGAGGCUCGGGGCUUGUAUCGAGAACGCAGCGGAAGUGGAAGCGCCCUCAGCACGCGAUCCCAGCUGAGCGACCGCAAGGGCAAGAGCCCCGCUUUUGGAGGUGAUUUCACGUUUGGUGGGACAGGACCAGGUCUUCAGAGGUCUCCGACGAUUUUGCUCGACCCGUUGGAGACGACAGGGUUUGGAGAAGGGUUGAUGAAGCAGAGACCAAGCAGUGGAAUGUUGGGCGAUGAACUCAGACUGAGCACAGCUUCCGGCUCUGUGACGCCGGCCAAUGGCAUCUCUCCUGGAGCCUCGACUGGGGAUGACCCUAGCGUCGUCUCGAUCGAGAAGGACGUGCACAUCGACAGCUGGGGAGGAACCACUCUGGCGGAAAUCGAGGCUAGCGAUCUCGGCGCCUGGAGUCGCUUCCCCAGCCACACCAGAGAGCUGCGUACGGGAGCUGCUGGUUCAUCUGAUGACGUGAGGACCCGGGACUUCGCAUAUGAGACCAACAUGCCAAGGGCCGAGAAUGAAAGUUCAACCGAGGAUGAGGAUCCUAGCAUGAGUGGGGCGAUACGGCUUACCAAACUCCGCUCUAUGAAAAGGACGAAGACGGACCGCAGUGGCAUGUCGAAGAGUAAGAGCAUGACUUUCAGCCGCAACUUCAGCUUUCUCAAGCACUAUAUUGGUCUGUUCAGGAGCCAGAGCGAGGAGUUCAGAAAAUACGGUCACGGACACCGCAGCUCUGUCGCUGAAAGUGCCACGCUGGAGCAUCCCGAGUUGGAGAUUCUGCCUCCAGUCUUCUCGCCGGUCCAAUUCGAGGUACCGCAAAGUCCACAAGGAGCACACACAGAUGGUGCAACCUCGAUAGCGGACCUCACCGCUGUCGAGGGCGACGCAAAGGCCACUGAUGAGGAGGCGAAGGCAAAAGAGAGCAAGGUUGACUUUAAGAUCCAGCGCAAUCGCCGCGAGGAGAGCACGACGGACAGCUCAGACGGAUCUUGGGCGGCCAAUGCUCGUGUCUUCACACGCGCCUACGGCAAUGACGCCGAUCGCGGGAACCGUGCCCGUCUCAAGAAGAAAGGCGACAGCUCAGCCGAGUGGCGGAGCAACGCGCGUACCUGGACCCGGUUCAGCACGCCGAGCCAGGACUUCCAGCAGGCCUUGGACGAUGCGGGACAGAGAUGCAUCAGCUCAUCCUCCCGUCUGGAGAGGCAGCUGGGAAACUUGACGGAGGAGAGCACGAUGUCAGCGUUGGAGAAGGUUGCCAUCGACCGUGGCCCGAUGGCGACGAGGCGGCCGCCGCGCGCGCAGCACAAUUCGUCGGAGGAGUGGCGUUCUGACGCCCGCCUCUUCUCGCAGAUGUAUGAGUCUUGCGUGCAGAUUCCGAGCUUCGGCGGCAGCUCCGAAGAUGCAAAUGCGAGCGAGUCGUCAGCUCAGAGACCAUUGCUGGCCCACAGGCACCACAAGUCGUCAUCAGCCAGCACAGCGUUCCGCCUUGCCAGUACGGGACAUUUGGAUGACAUGGUUGCACGGGCUGCCGCCGACGAAAGGGAGAAGGUCAAAUUUAGGAGAUUGUCAGAUGGCUAUGGCGAAAGUGCAGACAAGAAAGGAGAGAAGACUGCGAGGAAUGAUAGUUUUCUCAGUAUCGGAAGUGUGGAGGGUACCACGAGGGAGCUGACGAGGUACCUGCACGACUUGGAGGAAGGUGAGCAGAUCAAAUUGGAGGCAGAGAGGAUGGCAGGAGUCUGA